ACACGUCACUGGUUUCUGAGUAUCCCGAGGCAUCGAAACAGAACAGGCCACAGUUAACUUUGUGCGGAAUACAUGAGACGCCGAAACUAGUAAAGCUUUCGGUAUAUCUUACAAUAAAUGUCAGCCAUGGCAAUUAUCUUCAGCGUGAUUCAAAUAUUGUUCUAUGCCACACUGACAACGGCACAGCAUCCAGCCGCUCAUUCUGCGAUAAACUGGUUUUAUCAACCAUCAUUCGGUUGCGGUUGCGAUUCACGUUAUAUGCCGAGACCGGCCUACCCGCAGUGGAAUCAACCGUUCGCCAAAAGAGACGAUUACACGUACACGCCGAAUAUUGGCGGUUACAAAGUUCACACGCGAGCUGUUCCUUGGAACGAUGCACGAAUGACUUGCGAAGAGGAGGGUGGUCACUUGGCCAUUCUCAACUCCAUAGCCGAAGCGAAAGUAGUCACUGAGUUGUUCAAAAAAUCAUCUCCAAUCACUGGAUCACCUCAUCCGGAUUUUGCCAGUAUUGGAUUUCACGAUCUUUAUCGGGAAGGCCAAUAUGUGACCAUUCACGGUCAGACGUUGGCGAAAGCUGGUUUCGGCGAGUGGGCAGAUGGACAACCAGAUAAUGCGGGUGGUGCCGAAAAUUGCGGAUCAUUGCACAAAAGUGGCGGACUUAACGAUAUCAAUUGCGGUACACAGUUUGGUUUUAUAUGCGAGUUACCAAUCUACUGAUGAAGACAUCUAACAAGAGUGAUCGAUUUUUAUUGGCAGAUAGUAUGUCGUUGAUAAAUAACGUAGAAUAUUAAAUAAUAGAACCGUCUUUCAGACAAAUAUAUAUAUAGAAUAAAUCUUUAUAUCUAUGAUAAA
This is a messenger RNA of Neodiprion virginianus, 852 nucleotides long. Its product is annotated as hemolymph lipopolysaccharide-binding protein-like. The transcript is spliced from 3 exons. Bases 118 to 717 code for a protein of 199 amino acids. The record is from RefSeq and is a predicted model, not a curated record. Gene Ontology annotation, molecular function: signaling receptor activity. Lineage: Eukaryota; Metazoa; Arthropoda; Insecta; Hymenoptera; Diprionidae.